Molecule: messenger RNA, 1117 nt
Organism: Aspergillus ibericus CBS 121593
Lineage: Eukaryota; Fungi; Ascomycota; Eurotiomycetes; Eurotiales; Aspergillaceae
Product: putative cyclin-like protein (Clg1)
Exons: 1
Coding region: 25-1062 (345 amino acids)
Biological process (GO): regulation of cyclin-dependent protein serine/threonine kinase activity
Cellular component (GO): nucleus; cyclin-dependent protein kinase holoenzyme complex
Molecular function (GO): cyclin-dependent protein serine/threonine kinase regulator activity; protein kinase binding
Source: RefSeq, a predicted model, not a curated record
CCCCAGUACCGACGACAAGACAUGAUGGUCCAGCCGGAGCCCCAGCGCAAGGAGGAAAAGGCUACUGGAGGUGUCGCCGCCCACUUGGAUUAUGAGAUGGACCAGAUGUCCGACUUUGUGGCUGAAAUGGCCCAGGGAAUGUAUGCUUUGUACAUCACCGAAAUCAACCUAGCAGAUAUUGACUUCGCGCGAAGCGUCUACCCAGGAACGUCGGUCCCGCCCCAGUUUCGGAAAUACGUCUACCAGAUCUUGUCCUCGACUCGCCUGCCGAGCUCGACCAUUCUCUUGGGUCUCUAUUACCUGUCUAGUAGGAUGCGGAUGCUUUCGUCGGCCAAGGUGUUUCACUCGGGCAGUGGCCAGGUCUACCGGAUGCUUACGGUGGCCCUCCUCUUGGGCAGCAAGUUCCUGGAUGACAAUACCUUCCAGAACAAAUCUUGGGCGGAAGUGAGCAACAUCCCGGUGGGCGAGCUGAACUCGAUGGAGCUCGACUGGCUCUUUGCCUUCGAGUGGAAGAUCCACGACCGGAUUUACGACCAGCAGGAUGGCUUUACGUCAUGGCUUUCCCACUGGGACACCUGGCGUAACAAGACCGUGGCCCGGGCGCAGGAGUCCCGCCACGCGUUGGCUCCCAUCGAUACCAAUGUUCCCCGGAACCACCGUGUGUCCAAGCCCCUGCUCUCACCCGAGGGACCGAUCCCGCCGCAAUACCAGCGUAGCGCCACUUACGAGACCUCGUGGUUGAACCCCGCGGCCUCGGAGUAUUCGCCUCCCUCCGCACCUCAUACGGGACCGAACACUCCGGAUUACUACGCUGCUGGGCCAUGGUACACACAGCCUCCCCCGCCCUACUCGCGCACCUGGGUGCCGCCCCAACAGUACAUUCCUGCCCCUCGAUCCCAGCCGCCAUCCUACCAUCACACCCCCGCAUACGCGCUCCCGUUCGCGCAGAGUGUGUGGACGGGCCACGGGUCAUCCUGUGGUUGCUUGUACUGUGCCAAGCAUAUGGAACACUACAUGUGUGCCAACCCGUUUGGCUCGAUGCAACCGAUCGUUGCUGGCUAGUCAGGGGGCUAGCUCGGCUGCCCCUUUGCGUUGGCCCACUGAAAAACCGUUUUUU